AUGGAGUUCACUUGCAAGGGCUUCCAGGUGGGAAAAUGUGAAGGUGAGAAGGUGGUGGAUGGUGAGACAAUGCCACUAGUGCUACUACCACCACAGCCCAACAAGAGUGACUUAGAGUCCCUUCUUGUAGCUCUAAAGAACCACAAAGACUGGUUUGAGCAAAUGAUUGUCAAGAACAGUGCUGUGCUCCUCCGAGGCUUUGAUGUGAAGGACGCAGUGAACUUCAAUGACAUAGUCGAAGCCUUCGGCUGGGACAAUAAGGGAUACGUCGGGCCGGCGCUGAGGACUCAUAUAUACAAGCGUAUACGGACAGCCAAUGAAGGUCCCCUCUCUGAGUUUAUAUAUUACCAUCAUGAAAUGGUCCUGCUUCCCAAGGGUGAUACCUGGUCCAUUCAUAAAUUUGGUGGCACCUGUGCGAGAAGCUCCCAAAGAAUCCAAAAUGUUGCAGAGAUAAUUAUUAAGGAUGACUCAGAAAGAAAGCUGGUCGUUGUGUCUGCAAUGUCAAAGGUGACAGAUAUGAUGUAUGAUCUUAUCUAUAAAGCACAGUCACGAGAUGAUUCUUAUCUGGCCGCACUGGAUGCUGUUUUAGAAAAGCACAAGUUAACAACACUUGAUCUGCUUGAUGGUGAUGAUCUUGCUAGCUUCUUAUCUCGGCUGCAUCAUGACAUCAACAACCUUAAAGCUAUGCUUCGUGCCAUAUACAUUGCUGGUCAUGCAACAUAA
Molecule: messenger RNA, 723 nt
Organism: Ilex paraguariensis (yerba mate)
Lineage: Eukaryota; Viridiplantae; Streptophyta; Magnoliopsida; Aquifoliales; Aquifoliaceae
Source: the annotation of a GenBank genome assembly